AUGGAAAACAAAAAAAUCAGAGGCAAUCGAAUGGACGAUGAUCUACGUGAGAGGAAGAUUUCAAGAGGUUUGGUGCGACAUGUUUUGACAAGGAACACUGGUGACAGGAUUGCUUUGGGGAGAGUAACAAGACAACUCGACAAAGAAAGGAUAGCAAAGGAAUUGGAUUACCAACAACAGAAACAGAAGCUUCUACUCCAGAAGUUUGAAUCUCAGAUGAAAGAGCGAUCCGCGAAGGAUUCUCAAGAAACAUCAAACGAGCUCGAUGGCACAGCGGGGUUGCGAAAGGCGACUGGAAAACAUGUCAUGUCGCGGUUUAGAAGUUAUUCCGAGCUGGAAAUGUCGAGCUCACAAUUGCAAAGGUUGAAGUGUUCUGCAGAGAUUCCUGAGGCGCUUGAGAAAAAAGCGAAAACAAACAGGGCACUCAAUUAUUCGCGACUGGCAGUCGAAAAGAGAGCAAACGAAACUAACCGGCCGAGGUUACGCAAAACAGGAGUGAUUAAAGCUCCGGAGCGUUCAGGCCUUGUUGAGGAAGUGAGAAUGAAGCGGACUAAGACGCUAUCAGAAAUUUUACCUCCAGUUAUUCUUCCACCAAUAUUUCAAUCUGGCGCAAGUUCAUUGGAAAAGAGGACUGUUCUGGAGAACCAGCGGACACAAGCAAAAGAAUCUUUUUCCGAGGGUUCUGGCUCUAAUCAGACACCAAUGAUGACUGAGAUAAGAGAGUUAGAGGACCUGGAGGACUGUCGAUAUCUUAGAAAGAGCAAUUUUCGAUAA
Messenger RNA from Pocillopora meandrina, 774 nucleotides. NCBI's taxonomy places the organism in Eukaryota, Metazoa, Cnidaria, Anthozoa, Scleractinia, Pocilloporidae. The record is from the annotation of a GenBank genome assembly.